AUGAGCUACAGACACUCCCUGGAGGAUACUUGUAGAGUGUUUAUUUCGCGUCCGCGACGCUAUAAUCAACCAGCACCCACCCAACAUGCAUUCCAGCAUUCCCCGUCGCCUGGCUUCGCGCCUGUACAUCUCGGAACCCCAGCAUCCUUUUCUUUGUCAGAAUCACCACAAAGUGCCUCGGACUCCACUCCGUCACCCAACACGCUUCCCGACGUCAUUCAACUGCCCAUACCAGGAGUCGCAGACCUCAUUCCAAAGACGAAUCGGACGUCACAUGCCAAACGGCAGCCUGCCGGACACAUCCCUCGUCCCCGCAAUGCGUUCAUUCUCUUCCGCUGUGACUUUGUCCAGCAAAAGAAAAUUCCAGGUCAUGUAGAAAGUGACCACCGAAACCUAUCACGUAUCGCAGGUAAAAUAUGGAGAGGCAUGAAGAAAGAGCAACAGAAACCGUGGAUUGACCUUGCCUUGAAAGAGAAAGAGCGCCACGCUGCGAUGUACCCUGGGUAUAAAUACAUGCCUGCGCAGCAAACUUCAAAGCAAAGGAAGGUCAAGAGUGACCGCAUCGCUAAAGAAGAGAGGGAGCUAGAAUCACGCAGGGCAGAAUUAUCAUCCGUCUUGGUACAGCGCGCACUUGAGAUGAGUGAUAGCUCGAAGCAAACUGCGCAGGCUACCGCUCGUUUCACUCCCUAUCCCGCUCCCUCGCGUCCACGACGCUCGUCCUCGUGCCCCCCUGUUGGCGCGGAACCAGUGAACCCGUCCGCAGAUCUCGAGUCUUGGACUCCGUUCUUGGUUACUCAUGACGAUCUAGCUCGUCGCCCGAGCCGCACUACCAUGUACCACUCCGUCACCUCGGAGCCAAUCGCUUCACCUCUCAUUCCAGCGUGUGACCUUCCAAACUCGCAGCCUGAUGGAGAUACGUGGUUUGGUGCUCCAGUGCCGUAUGCAUGGCCUCUUCCAGACCGAGAGGACGACCCUUUGUUCGAGACGCAGGUUUCUGACGCUACGUCACAGUUUAACUCUCCCUUCGGCGGGCAACAGAACACCGAACUUUAUUCUCAGUAUUCCGAGUUCAUGUAUUCCCCAUUUGAGAACCUUCCCCAGAUACCCCCCGUGAGCAUGGACAGGGGGGGGGCACUUGGGUUGGAAUUUACGAAUCCCUUCGGUUUCGACAAUUUCUCAUUCAAUGGGGAUAACUUCCUGACAUCGUCUUCUGACAUGUCUUUGAUGCUCUCUUCUCUGGAAUGUGCUAUGUCAAGUGACCCGAGCGCUAUGAGGGGUACGGAAUAG
This is a messenger RNA of Suillus fuscotomentosus, 1287 nucleotides long. RefSeq lists its product as uncharacterized. Gene Ontology annotation, biological process: regulation of transcription by RNA polymerase II. Gene Ontology annotation, molecular function: RNA polymerase II cis-regulatory region sequence-specific DNA binding; DNA-binding transcription factor activity, RNA polymerase II-specific. The record is from RefSeq and is a predicted model, not a curated record. Gene Ontology annotation, cellular component: nucleus. The transcript is spliced from 2 exons. The coding region runs from base 1 to 1287 and encodes 428 amino acids. Lineage: Eukaryota; Fungi; Basidiomycota; Agaricomycetes; Boletales; Suillaceae.